AUGCUGCGAACAAAGUGUCAUGUAGACGUGGAAAGUUUUUGGGUGUAUCUCGAUGAACGCGUUAACAAGGGGCAAGAGUCAAAAGCUUUCGUCAAACCCGAAGAAGCAUGUAGCAGCAGUUUCUCGUUGCAUCUUGAUCAAACGUCAAAUAUUAAUCGGACGUUUCAAACGCUAAAGAAGCAACGUACAGUCCGUCAAGCUGCCCCCGUUCAAGGACAGAAACAAAGUGGACAGGCUAUUCUCAGUGGAUGGGGUUCAACAUCCAAGAGCAUCCGCCCUGUUCUACCAAACAAACUCCAGAAGGCUGUUGUACCAAUCCUGAGCAACGAAGAAUGCUUGAAGGAACUGACAUCCCAGCUAACCGUUGACCAACAACUUGAACUCUUCCGCACUCAAGUCUGCAGUGGAACUGCUGGCAGGGAAAUGUCUGCCUACUCCGGUGUCUCUUGUGGCUCACUCGCCCAAGGCAGUGGAGCUCAAGCUGUCCAAGUUGGUAUUGUCUCAUGGGGAAUGAUGCCAUCUGGAUCUAGCCACAUGCCCUCUGUAUAUACCAGUGUCGCCCCCUACGUUGACUGA
Molecule: messenger RNA, 576 nt
Organism: Osmia bicornis bicornis
Lineage: Eukaryota; Metazoa; Arthropoda; Insecta; Hymenoptera; Megachilidae
Product: trypsin-1-like
Exons: 4
Coding region: 1-576 (191 amino acids)
Biological process (GO): proteolysis
Molecular function (GO): serine-type endopeptidase activity
Source: RefSeq, a predicted model, not a curated record